Messenger RNA from Acyrthosiphon pisum (pea aphid), 1736 nucleotides. RefSeq names its product RNA binding protein fox-1 homolog 2. The record is from RefSeq and is a predicted model, not a curated record. NCBI's taxonomy places the organism in Eukaryota, Metazoa, Arthropoda, Insecta, Hemiptera, Aphididae.
AUAUACUGGGCGUGAGUACACUGCAGAAUCAUACUUAGCUAGUCACGGUAUCGGUCCAGUCACUGGAUACGGGCCAAUGUACCGAAGUGGCUACAACCGAUUCACCCCGUACUGAUUAUAAUAUAAUAAUAUUAUCCUAUGAGAUUAUUAUAUACAUAUUUACAUUACGAUUAACUAUAAUUUUUACUCAUGCAUAUAUAUGUGUAAUAAGGCAGCCAUAAAAAAUAAUAUAAAUAUAUAUAUAUAUAUUAUACUAUUAGAUCCAUUUAUAUACAUAUAUAUUUGACGACACAAUGACGAGAUGCAUGUAAAUUAUUUUAACUUCCUCCCGUCUGAUACCAACCCUCCUCUGACACUGAGUUGGGCGACGAUUUUAGUAAUAUUUUUGAAAAAAUAAUUAAACACGCACACGCAUAAUAUACAUUAUACUUAUUACAUAAUUAAUUAACUGUUGUCUACGUUAUCGUGUCGCCGUCAAUAUUGCGUAAAAAGUAUAAAAAGCCGACCACCCCGACCCAUUCCAUUACUCUUCUCCCGCGACAACUAAAUAUUUUUAUUUUAAAGUUAAACUAUUAUAGGUAUUUAUAUAUAUUAACGAUUUAGGACUUUGAACCCUCCCCGAAUUUUGUACAUCUGAAUCUUUUGUACGCCAUUUAUUUAUUUAUAUUAUUAUUUUAAUUGUUAUUACCAAUAUGAUUAUUAUUCGUUCUCCGAUUCACAUGCUCCUCCGGGUAGACCCGUUCCCAAAUAUUGUUUAAAUAUAUUGAUAAAUAAUAACUAUGAACAAAAUAUCAUGACAAAAAAAAAUAAAAAAAUAAAAUAAAAAAAAUGUAUCUUAGAUUUAGAACGCCUACGUUUGUGUGAAAACUAUAUUAUAUUAUAUGCGUUAUUAUUAUUUAACAUUAAAUCGUUUGAAUCUCAAUUGAUGGACAUUCGUGAGUUGGUAGGAAUAAAACGAAUCUCGAUAGUAAUAAUAAUUGUUAAUUUUAAUGAUGAUGGUGGAAUAAUAACAUCGAAAGGCGCUCGAAAAGAGCGACGGACGGACGGACGGUCGGCUUUUUCUAUUCAUUUAAUUUUUAUGUUUUUGUUUUAUAAGAGUAAAAUUUAAAGGCCACCGCUGCCUUUUGAUUACGUUUGUUGCCAAAAUACCACUGUAGACCACGUUUUUAUUUUGACUGACUCGCAAUUAUAUUUCGAAUAAUUAUUGUUGCGCGCUUGUCUGCGGUCAAAACGUGUGUGUAAUGUAUAUUAUUUUAAAUAAUAGGAAAAACGAUCUGAAUGUUCACCAACCCCAACAAACAAAUAUAUAUAUAUUAUAUAUACGUAUAAAGAGCUCUCUCAAUUUGUUUGUAUGUUUUUUAGUUCAUUUUAUUACUUAUAUUUAUAAUGAUAUAUUAUAAUUUUAAGUUUUAUUAUUACUAUUAUAUUUUUUUUUCUUUUAUACGGAAGCCCCGAACAAGAAACAUCACACUUAGAUUUUUGUUUGUUUUUAUAAUAUAAUUAUUAUUAUCAUUAUAUAUAUAUUACUAUUAAACAUUUCUGUACAAUCGUGUCUAGUUAAUUUAUUUAUUCUGUUAGCGAGUACAAAAUGACGAUGUAAUAUUUACUUAUGUACCAUAUAUUAUUAUGAAUAAUGAUAAUAAUAAUAGCGCACAACAUUAUAUUAUAUACAUUUUUUUUCUAAACAAAAAGACCGCACAAAUAUUAUCGUGUUACGAAACCAAAAAAAAAAAAAA